Molecule: messenger RNA, 2147 nt
Organism: Harmonia axyridis
Lineage: Eukaryota; Metazoa; Arthropoda; Insecta; Coleoptera; Coccinellidae
Product: dnaJ homolog subfamily C member 2
Exons: 1
Coding region: 213-2081 (622 amino acids)
Biological process (GO): 'de novo' cotranslational protein folding; regulation of translational fidelity
Cellular component (GO): cytosol
Molecular function (GO): ribosome binding; Hsp70 protein binding
Source: RefSeq, a predicted model, not a curated record
CCUUAAAAUAUUAGCAUUCUACGGUUACUUGUCAGUCAAUGCCUGUUCAACGUGCUUUUUAAGCGGUAUAGUGAUUAGCGAAUUCAAAUUUUACUGUUCUUCGGGAAUGUUGUGAAGAUUUAGUUACAUUUGGUGUAAUAAUUUUUCAUGUGAUUUUAAAAAGUGAUAAUUUUCAACUGUUUAUUUUAUAAUAUGAUAAAAUUCUUCUAAUCAUGGGGGAAGCCAGACGAUCUCAAAAAUUAUGUACAACUGUAGCUGUCAGAUACCGCUUUAUAUGGAAACCAAUUGGAAAUGGAGAAAAAGAACUUCAAUUCUUACCCCAUAAAGUGCGCAAGCUGAAGCAUAUCCCACCUGUACCAGUUGAACCUGAAGAAUUGAAACCAGAAGAUGUGGAGUACUUGGAUGAUGUAGAAUAUUUGAGAAGCCUUGAUCCUAAGGAGUGGAAACAUCAAGAUCAUUACAAAGUAUUGGGGAUACCAACAUUAAGAAUAAAAGCUACUGAUGAAAUAAUUAGAAUUGCAUAUCGCAAAAAGGUACUUAAACAUCAUCCAGACAAACGGAAAGCUAAAGGAGAAGAAAUCAAAAGUGAUGAUGAUUAUUUUACAUGCAUAACUAUGGCUAAUGAAACGUUGGGUAACGCUUUGAAAAGAAGGUCUUACGAUUCUGUGGAUCCAGAGUUUGAUAAUAAUAUACCACUUCCUAGCGAAAUCAAAAAUAAUUUUUUUGAAGUGGGCUCUUAUUAUUUCGAAUUGAAUUCAAGGUGGUCUGAGAAACGAAAUGUUCCAAAGUUGGGUGGACCUGAUUCUACUAGAGAAGAAGUUGAAAAGUUUUAUAAUUUCUGGUACAAUUUCAAAUCAUGGAGGGAAUUCUCUUAUGAAGACGAAGAAGAUAAGGAGAAAUGUACAGAUCGUGAUGAGAGAAGAUAUGUAGAUAAAUUAAAUAAAGCAGAACGUUUGAGAAAAAAAAAAGAAGAAAUGGCGAGAAUUAGGGCAUUAGUAGAUUUAGCAUACAAUAAUGAUCCAAGAAUAGGCAAAUUUAAACAAGAGGAUAAAGAUAGGAAACUUGCUGCUAAGCGAGCCAAACAAACUGCUGCUCAAAUUAAAAAAGAUGAAGCUGAAAGAGCUUUAAAGGAAGCACUAUUAGCAAAAGAAAAGGCAGAUGCCGCUGAAAGAGCAAGAAUCGAAACAAAAAGACAAGAACGUGAAAUUCAAAAAAAAGCUUUAAAGAAGGAACGCAAAGCUUUACGAGAUAUAUGUAAAGCUAAUAAUUAUUAUGCUGAUAAUCCUGACCAGAAUUUAACACACAUAACAGCAUUAGAAUCAAUUUGUGAAAAUAUGAAUGUAAAUGAAUUAGAGCAAUUGAACAAGGAAAUUAAAAACAAAGGUAAAAGUGCUUUCUUGAAAGCAAUAACCAAAGUAAAUAAUAUGAUUGAAAAAGAAAGAAAAGCCGUCCUUGAAGCAAGUAAGCCAAAAUCAGCUGAAAAUAAAAACUCCAACAGUACACAGGUGAUGCCAGAAUGGAAUGAAGAAAAUAUGCAGCUUUUAGUAAAAACAGUUACUAUGUUCCCCCCUGGCACUAAUCAAAGAUGGGAAGUGGUGGCUAAUUUUAUCAAUCAGCAUGGCAAAUUCAAUAAGAAUACUAGUAAGUUCACGGCUAAAAUGGUUUUAGCUAAAGCGAAAGAGCUUCAGAACACAGAUUUUUCCAAAAAUAAUUUGAAAGCAGAAGCUAAUAAACAAGCAUUUGAUAACUUCAAAAAGAACAAAAACAAAAAGAACGUUUUACAGGUGAACGAAAAUGGUAUAUCGAAAAAAAUGGAAGAAAUGAAGAUUGAUGAUAAAAAUUCUAAACCAGUGGAACAAAAGAAUAAUAAGGUAGAAUCCACACCUUGGACUACUGAGGAACAGCUUCUUUUAGAACAAGCAUUGAAGACCUAUCCUGCUGCUACCGCAGAACGUUGGGAUCGAGUAGCUGAGUGCAUACCUAAUAGAACUAAAAAAGAGUGUAUAAAGAGGUACAAGGAGUUGGUGGAAACUGUUAAGGCUAAAAAAGCUGCUCAGGCAGCUGUUAACUCAGUGAAAUGACAAUCGGUUUAAAACUAUUUAUUUGAUUCUAAAUAGACAUUGUUCAAUAUAAAUAUUUGACCACUA